Messenger RNA from Folsomia candida, 876 nucleotides. RefSeq lists its product as uncharacterized. Bases 225 to 767 code for a protein of 180 amino acids. The transcript has 2 exons. The record is from RefSeq and is a predicted model, not a curated record. Lineage: Eukaryota; Metazoa; Arthropoda; Collembola; Entomobryomorpha; Isotomidae.
AGACUUCCAUUAUUAGUGGAGAAAUGAAAUAAGUUGGGCGGAUGAAAAAUUUGAAACAAUUUUUCGACUAAUCAACCCUUCCCUUCAUGCAACCCUUCCAAUAAAGAACUCGUAAUUUUCAUGUUCAGUCUGCUACUGACCCUUUAACCAUCACUACGUAAACCCGCAAAUUGUCUUCGUGUUCACCACACCACCAUCACAACAGGUGAAGUUAGAGCCAGAAAAUGGCCACCAUCAUGUCGCACCCACUGCAGGUUAAACAGGAAGUAGGGGAGUACACCAGACCCACAGGGUCAGCGAUCGCCUUAUUCAAGUCGGAAGUCGAAACAGACCUGCUUACAUCUUGCCAAUUUCAAGGGGCAGGAUUAACUUCGCCAGGAAUUGCUGACCCAAGUGGUCAACCGCUUACAGCGUCAGAAGAUAUUUGCAUUCAAUGCGUCAUUGUGACACGUUCCGACGGAACUUCCAGAUUCAUUAAACCAGGCGGUGGUCGAAUAAUCCUUCGAGUACAGUGUGAACCGCAUGGGAAAGUUUCGUUUAAACAUACGAGGGGGGAUCGCACAAUAAAUUAUGAAAUCUAUGAUGUUGAAAAUAUGAUCAUUCAUCAUCUAAAUAUGGACGUUACUGAAGCCCCCUUCGCCUUGAUUCUGAACGUGGGAAGAAACUCGCGGGACAAAAGGCACUACAUUGUGCAUUUCCGAACCCAACAUGAAACCUUGAGAGCGUAUCAACUGAUAUCUCCCCUUGUGAACGAGGGACAGUUUUAGCCAAAACUUGAGGGUGCUUUAGGUAUAUACACGUGUAAAACUCGGAUUUCGAUAAGUGUAAUAAAGCCUAGCAAAAAGUUAAAUGAAUCUGUUUUAACACUUUUCAGAU